This is a messenger RNA of Helianthus annuus (common sunflower), 1623 nucleotides long. Its product is annotated as tryptophan--tRNA ligase, cytoplasmic. The transcript has 13 exons. NCBI's taxonomy places the organism in Eukaryota, Viridiplantae, Streptophyta, Magnoliopsida, Asterales, Asteraceae. Gene Ontology annotation, molecular function: ATP binding; tryptophan-tRNA ligase activity. Gene Ontology annotation, cellular component: cytoplasm. Gene Ontology annotation, biological process: tryptophanyl-tRNA aminoacylation. The record is from RefSeq and is a predicted model, not a curated record. The coding region runs from base 185 to 1378 and encodes 397 amino acids.
UACACAUAUGAAUCGCUGGCCUGCUGUUUCGUUUCUCCCCAGCCGCCAGUUCUCCACAACAACCGUAUCCAUCUCCGGCGACUCCAGCUUCAGCUGCGGCGACGCUAGUUCCGGCUCCUAGACAUCGCUUUCACGUCCCCUGCUCCUUGUUCCGCUAAGUCUAGCUAGCCGUCAAAGGGAGGGGAUGGAGAAGGAGACGAAAGCAGACGAAGAACAAACGCAAGUCAUCAAUCCAUGGGAAGUGUCCGCUAAAGGCAAAAUCGAUUACGACAAACUCAUCGACCAAUUUGGUUGUCAAAGGCUCGACCAAUCCUUCGUUGAUCGAGUUCAUCGUCUCACCAAUCGCAUUCCUCAUAUUUUUCUCCGCCGCAACGUCUUUUUCGCUCACAGGGACUUGAAUGAGAUUUUGGAUGCUUAUGAACGCGGUGAGAAGUUCUAUCUCUACACAGGCAGAGGGCCUUCUUCUGAAGCUUUGCAUUUGGGGCAUCUUGUUCCUUUUAUGUUCACCAAAUAUUUGCAGGAGGCUUUCAAGGUUCCUCUAGUCAUUCAACUAACGGAUGAUGAAAAAUGCAUGUGGAAGAACCUUACAGUAGAAGAGAGCAAGAGACUUGCUCGUGAGAAUGCCAAAGAUAUAAUUGCUUGUGGAUUUGACGUCUCAAGGACCUUUAUCUUCUCUGACUUUGAUUAUGUUGGUGGUGCCUUUUAUGAGAACAUGGUUAAGGUUGCAAAAUGCGUCACAUACAAUAAGGUCGUUGGUAUAUUUGGUUUCACUGGUGAAGAUCAUAUUGGAAAGAUCAGUUUUCCGCCAGUCCAGGCUGUUCCAUCGUUCCCGAGUUCAUUUCCACACUUGUUUUCUGGCAAGGAUAAACUUCGCUGCUUGAUUCCUUGUGCAAUUGAUCAGGAUCCUUAUUUCAGGAUGACACGUGAUGUUGCUCCUCGGCUGGGUUACAAUAAGCCUGCAUUAAUUGAGUCACUAUUUUUUCCAGCCCUUCAGGGGCAAACAGGCAAAAUGUCAGCCAGUGAUGCGAAUUCUGCAAUAUACGUGACCGACUCUCAAAAGGCUAUUAAGGAGAAGGUAAACAGAUAUGCUUUCUCGGGAGGGCAAGAUUCUAUUGAAAAUCAUAGGAAGUAUGGAGCGAAUCUCGAGGUGGAUAUUCCUUUCAAAUAUCUUAGCUUCUUCUUGGAAGACGAUGAAGAACUUGAACAUAUUAGGAAGGAAUAUGGUUCGGGGCGUAUGCUUACAGGUGAAGUGAAAAAGAGAUUAAUUGAGGUUUUAACCGAAAUUGUGGAAAGACACCGCGCAGCAAGGGCAGCUGUGACCGAUGAGAUGGUUGAUGCAUUCAUGGCAGUCAGACCGCUACCAAAUAUGUUCGCGUGAAACUGCAGGUGGUUUAUCGAAAGUGUUUUUAAUACCAAUGCUUUACUCGAUCGGAGUGUACGGGGAGAAUCACCUCAUUUAUGUCCUUGUAGAAGACUUUUUCCGUCACAAGUGUAAUGUGUUGAUACAAAAAUGAUCUUCAAAACAAGCUUUUUUAGAAUGGCAAAUUUGAUAUGAACUUCAGUAUUUUUUGGUUUUUUGAUACAUUAUUAAUACGUGAUUAAAUAUUUAGGCAUUUCAUGAAA